AUAUAUAAGCUGGGCCUAGCUACGUGUGAAAAAUAUCAGGGCGCAAUACGAAACGUAUUGUUCUUCCGCACGGGAAGGUUUUUUGUUUCGUUUUCUCAAAAAGUAUUAUACAGUGGACAUUGAAGCUAUAAAAUGCCACGAAUAUCCGAGAUCAGCGUUCCCGUGGGAUUCCUCCUGCUUAUCAGCCUGAUAAAUGUCGACGGCCUUGUAAAGGGGGGGAACUACCAAAACUCGGUGUAUCAACAGAGUCUGGACACCAACUCGGCAACAGGCUCAACGGCAUCGUUUCCCUUCCUGAUGCCCAUGGUUUCCCCGCAAACACCGGACUUGUACUUGUGCACUCCAAUCAAAGUCGAUCCAACUACCACCUACUAUAUUGUUGGCUUCAAUCCCAAUGCCACCAUGAACACGGCUCAUCACAUGCUGCUCUACGGAUGCGGAGAGCCCGGAACAGCGAAAAGUACUUGGAACUGUGGCGAGAUGAACCGAGCUUCCAAAGAAGAGUCGGCCAGUCCCUGUGCUCCUCACUCGAGUUCUCAGAUCAUAUAUGCUUGGGCGAGAGAUGCCCAGAGGCUGAAUUUGCCCGAGGGAGUGGGUUACAAGGUGGGCAAGAAUUCGGCCAUCAAGUACUUGGUAUUGCAAGUUCAUUAUGCCCACAUUGAUAAAUUCAAAGAUGGUUCUACCGAUGACUCUGGCGUUUUUUUGGAGUACACAGAAGAGCCUCUUAAAAAGUUGGCUGGCACUCUUCUGCUGGGCACAGACGGAAUGAUUCCGGCCAUGAAAACGGAGCACAUGGAAACCGCUUGCGAGAUAAAUGAGCAUAAGGUGCUGCACCCCUUCGCGUACCGCGUGCACACCCAUGGCCUGGGAAAGGUGGUCUCCGGCUACCGGGUGAGGACCGACAGCGAAGGCGAACAGGAGUGGGUGCAGCUGGGCAAGAGGGAUCCCCUCACGCCCCAGAUGUUCUACAACAUCAGCAACAGGGAGCCCAUUGUGGAGGGCGACAAGAUUGCGGUGAGGUGUACGAUGGAGAGUACGCGACAUCGGAUAACCAAAAUUGGCCCUACGAACGAAGACGAGAUGUGCAAUUUUUACCUCAUGUACUACGUGGAUCAUGGGGAAACCCUGAACACGAAGUUCUGCUUUAGCCAGGGCGCUCCCUACUAUUACUGGUCCAAUCCCGACUCCGGCCUACACAAUAUCCCACAUAUCGAGGCGAGCACUUUGUAAUCUGUCAACUGGCGACUGCGGAAAGUGAAACGAAUGUAUACUACUUUAUUGUCUGGAUUAAUUUAUCGUGUCUAACAACCGACGAUGGUUUAGCAUCCUAUUCCGUUGGCCACCAAUGAUUUAUGUAAAAUAUUUGUGCGUGUAAAUAAACAUAUGUAGAUAAUUCGCGAGAUCCCAA
Molecule: messenger RNA, 1408 nt
Organism: Drosophila elegans
Lineage: Eukaryota; Metazoa; Arthropoda; Insecta; Diptera; Drosophilidae
Gene: Phm
Product: peptidylglycine alpha-hydroxylating monooxygenase
Exons: 8
Coding region: 133-1230 (365 amino acids)
Biological process (GO): peptide metabolic process
Cellular component (GO): membrane; extracellular region
Molecular function (GO): oxidoreductase activity, acting on paired donors, with incorporation or reduction of molecular oxygen, reduced ascorbate as one donor, and incorporation of one atom of oxygen; copper ion binding
Source: RefSeq, a predicted model, not a curated record